Rosa chinensis is the source of this 590-nucleotide messenger RNA. RefSeq lists its product as uncharacterized. The transcript is spliced from 5 exons. The record is from RefSeq and is a predicted model, not a curated record. Bases 168 to 590 code for a protein of 140 amino acids. Gene Ontology annotation, biological process: fatty acid elongation. Gene Ontology annotation, molecular function: long-chain fatty acid [acyl-carrier-protein] ligase activity. Gene Ontology annotation, cellular component: chloroplast. NCBI's taxonomy places the organism in Eukaryota, Viridiplantae, Streptophyta, Magnoliopsida, Rosales, Rosaceae.
UUGGAGCCGGAUCGCAACCGCAAAAUGUCAACUACUUCAGAUUCGUUUUCUCUACCUUCUUCCUUCACACAUCUCUCAGCCAGAGCUUCCUCCUUUCCCUCCAGAUCCAGUUAUGAUUAGAUCUUUUGUAAAGAUCCAAUAUUGGGGCCGCUAAGUUUGUGAAGGAGAUGGGGCUCAAUUAUCGAGCUGCACUUAGCAAUAUCAUCAAUUUCAAAAGAGAGGCUUUUGGCUUUCAGAGAAGACGCAAGUUGAUUGAAGGUUGGGUGGCCAAACCAAUAUGGAAGCAGGCUGACCCUCGAUUUGUAUGGAACAAAAAUCUUUUGGAUGAACUUAUCGAGUUCAAGGUAAGAUUUUCCUACUGUAAGGUACGAUUAGUUCAAGGUCCAAAUUAUGUCGUUUCAGUUCCUUUAGUGUACGAGACACUUUACAGGGGGAUCCAGAAACAGAUUUCUACAAGUUCUAAAGCUCGUAAGCUUAUUGCACUUUCAUUCCUAAGGAUCAGUUUGGCAUACAUGGAGUUUAAGAGAAUUUAUGAGGUUGAAUUACUAUGCAUUUUUCGUAAGCUUAUUGCACUUUCAUUCCUACAAUGA